Molecule: messenger RNA, 2010 nt
Organism: Chanos chanos (milkfish)
Lineage: Eukaryota; Metazoa; Chordata; Actinopteri; Gonorynchiformes; Chanidae
Gene: coq8ab
Product: coenzyme Q8A, genome duplicate b
Exons: 15
Coding region: 103-1962 (619 amino acids)
Biological process (GO): ubiquinone biosynthetic process
Source: RefSeq, a predicted model, not a curated record
AAACAACUGAUUUUUAUCUCGAGUGGUAGUUGUCCAUGUGCAGUGUCGGAACAGCAGGAACAGCGUCGUAAAGUCUGCUGAAAUUGGUUUGGAGGGGACACAAUGGCAGUUGACAUGCUAUUGAUGAGAGGGCUAGUCAGGCUGAGACAAAUGACAGUACAAACUCAGAGCAACAGUCUGCGCUGUUCAAGAGGUCAAAGGAUGGCCACUGUAGACUUCCGCAGAGCUUUCCUCGAGAAUCAGAGCUGUAGCUGCACACAGCAAUACGUCGCUAAUUUUAGAAGAGAAGUGCAUUUAUUCAGCAGUCACGGGAGAAGCUUGAGUCGCACAGAAUGUGCCCAGCAUUUCAGGGACCAUGGAGCCAUGAAGGACAAUAGAAUGGUCAACGGAACGGUUGGAGUGCUUGAUCAUAGAUGCUUCGGUAACUCUGGCAAUAAGCCUCCUAGAGACUACUGUUCAUCAAGACAGGUUUUUUGUGGACAGACCCGUUUGUUCCACCAGGGUCGUUCAUCUAGUAGUGCCCUGAAAAAUGGAGAUGUCGACAAAUCUACUAAAGACACCAAAAAAUCUGAUUCCAAGACACACAAGCAAACGCUUAGUGACACUGCCAGAGAGCGAAAGGUACCAGUCACAAGGUUAGGACGGCUAGCAAAUUUUGGAAGCUUGGCAGUAGGACUGGGCAUAGGGGCGCUUGCUGAGGUGGCAAAGAAGAGUCUUAGAUCUGAGGACAAAAAAGGAAGUAAGAAAGCUGUCUUAGAUUCCAACCCGUUUGUUUCUGAGGCAAACGCUGAGAGAGUUGUGAGAACUUUGUGCAAGGUACGAGGUGCAGCUCUUAAACUUGGCCAGAUGCUCAGCAUACAAGACGACGCCUUCAUCAACCCUCAGCUGGCAAAGAUCUUCGAGCGUGUGCGACAAAGUGCAGACUUCAUGCCUACCAAACAAAUGAUGAAAGCUGUUAGCAAUGACCUGGGCCCAAACUGGCGGGAUAAACUGGAGUUCUUUGAGGAGAGGCCUUUCGCUGCAGCCUCCAUUGGUCAAGUGCACCUUGCAAAGUUGAAGGAUGGUAGAGAGGUAGCCAUGAAGAUCCAGUACCCUGGAGUUGCUCAAAGCAUUAACAGUGAUGUGAACAACCUAAUGACCGUCCUCAGCAUGAGCAACGCGUUGCCUGAAGGUUUGUUUCCAGAACAUUUGAUAGAGGUUAUGAGCCGAGAACUGGCUCUCGAAUGUGAUUAUGUAAGGGAGGCCAAAUGUGCCAAGAAAUUCCAGGAGCUUUUGAAGGAUCACCCGUUCUUCUAUGUGCCAGAUGUCAUUGAUGAAUUGAGCAGCAAGCAUGUCCUUACCACAGAGCUUGUGUCUGGUUUCCCAUUAGACAAAGCUGAUGAUCUACCCCAGGAACUUAAGAAUGAGAUCUGUGAGCAGAUCCUGAUACUGUGCUUGAGGGAGCUCUUUGAGUUCAAGUACAUGCAAACUGAUCCAAACUGGUCAAAUUUUUUCUAUGACCCGCAAAUUCACAAGGUUGCGUUGUUAGACUUCGGAGCCACACGGGGUUUUGAUGCAAGUUUCACCGAUGUCUAUAUCGAGAUCAUCAAAGCGGCAGCAGAACGAAACAGGGAGGGAGUUCUACAACGUUCCAUUGACAUGAAAUUCCUCACGGGAUACGAGACGAAGGCGAUGGAAAAUGCUCAUGUGGAUGCAGUGAUGAUCCUUGGUGAGGCCUUUGCUUCUGACGAGCCUUUUGACUUUGGCUCCCAGAGCACUACAGAGAGGAUCCAUAACCUCAUCCCAGUCAUGCUGAAACAGCGUCUCACUCCUCCACCGGAAGAAACCUAUUCGCUGCACCGCAAAAUGGGCGGCUCUUUUCUCAUCUGCUCACGUCUAAAAGCCAAGCUGCGGUGUAAGAACAUGUUCGAGCAGGCCUACGCCAAGUACUGGGAAAACCGGCAGAGAGAGAUGGCACAGUGAGCCACAGUGCAGGGGACAAAUUUAAAUGAUGGGUAUAUGGAUUAGCCA